This is a messenger RNA of Spinacia oleracea (spinach), 2014 nucleotides long. Its product is annotated as AP-2 complex subunit mu. The transcript has 13 exons. Bases 298 to 1614 code for a protein of 438 amino acids. Gene Ontology annotation, biological process: vesicle-mediated transport; intracellular protein transport. NCBI's taxonomy places the organism in Eukaryota, Viridiplantae, Streptophyta, Magnoliopsida, Caryophyllales, Amaranthaceae. Gene Ontology annotation, cellular component: clathrin adaptor complex. The record is from RefSeq and is a predicted model, not a curated record.
UACCCUUGGUGUGAGUUGUGAUAGAAACUUGUAUUUUGUGUUGUCGAGCUUACCUUUUUAGCUAUGACCUUUCUGUCGUCUUUGAAUUUCUCCAGCUCAAUUUAAUCACAAUGCUCUCAUAAUUUGCGCGAAAAUGCAAUUUUAAUUCCACACAUUUCACUCGAUAAUCUCUACUUCAAUUCCGGAGAUUGAAUUGGAAACCCUAGAUCUUGGCUACAUUUCUUCGAUCGAUUUUCAAAAAGCUCAAUUUAGGGUUUGAAUUUUCUUCGGUGAUUUUUUAGAUCCACUGGUUCAGCGAUGCCGGUGGCUGCUUCUGCAAUCUACUUCUUGAAUCUUCGUGGUGAUGUUCUUAUCAAUCGCCUCUAUCGCGAUGAUGUCGGGGGCAACAUGGUUGAUGCAUUUCGGAUGCAUAUUAUGCAAACAAAGGAACUCGGGACUUGUCCUGUGAGACAGAUAGGAGGCUGCUCCUUCCUUUAUAUGAGAAUCAGCAAUGUGUAUAUUGUAAUUGUCGUCAGCAGCAAUGCUAAUGUGGCUUGCGCUUUCAAGUUUGUUGUUGAGGCUGUAAAUCUUUUCAAAUCUUACUUUGGUGGGCAAUUUGAUGAAGAUGCUAUUCGCAAUAAUUUUGUCCUGAUAUAUGAGUUGUUAGAUGAAAUUAUGGAUUUUGGUUACCCACAAAAUCUGUCCCCUGAAAUUUUAAAGCUUUACAUCACUCAAGAGGGAGUACGUUCACCAUUCUCGUCUAAGCCUGCUGAUAAACCAGUGCCAAAUGCAACGUUGCAAGUUACAGGUGCGGUUGGCUGGCGAAGAGAAGGUCUUAUGUAUAAAAAGAAUGAGGUGUUCCUAGAUAUCGUGGAAAGUGUCAAUCUUCUUAUGUCUUCGAAAGGUAGUGUGCUGCGUUGUGAUGUUACAGGAAAGAUUCUUAUGAAGUGCUUUCUCUCUGGAAUGCCUGAUUUGAAGCUGGGAUUGAACGAUAAACUUGGUCUUGAGAAGGAGUCACAGUUGAAAGCACGUCCGGCAAAAAGUGGAAAGACAAUUGAGCUGGAUGAUGUGACAUUCCACCAAUGUGUGAAUUUGACGAGGUUCAACUCGGAGAAGACCGUCAGUUUUGUUCCUCCAGAUGGUGAAUUUGAAUUAAUGAAAUAUCGUAUAACCGAGGGUGUUAACCUCCCCUUUCGAGUAUUGCCAACAAUCAAGGAAUUGGGUAGGACACGGAUGGAAGUGAAUGUUAAGGUCAAGAGUGUCUUUGGUGCGAAGAUGUUUGCUCUUGGAGUUGUGAUCAAAAUUCCAGUUCCCAAACAAACUGCUAAAACAAAUUUCCAAGUGACAUCUGGUAGAGCAAAGUAUAAUCCAUCUAUUGACAGCCUGGUCUGGAAAAUAAGAAAAUUCCCGGGCCAGACUGAAUCAACUUUAAGUGCUGAGGUAGAGUUGAUAUCUACCAUGGGAGAGAAGAAGUCCUCGACAAGACCACCAAUUCAAAUGGAAUUUCAGGUCCCUAUGUUCACCGCGUCAGGGUUACGUGUUCGUUUCCUCAAGGUAUGGGAGAAAAGUGGGUACAAUACCGUUGAAUGGGUUCGUUAUAUAACAAAGGCCGGUUCCUAUGAGGUUAGGUGUUAAAAUCAAUUGAAGUUGGCACAGAAGAGUUUUUUUCUUUUCUUUGAGCGCGCUGUAGAGAUUUUCAGGAGGUUGCUGGAUGUUAUAUAAUAUAACUAACUCCCAAGUUCAUGUUCACCCUUGCCUGGUUAAUCUUCUGCGCGUUGCUCACCGGAAACGCUUAUUACAAUUGUCCGUUGGCGUUAUCGUCAAAUCCUUACCCACCCCCUUGUAUUAUUAGAAAUUCAGUGUCUUUGAUAGCAUAGUAUUGUUGAUAUGAUUAUUUGCAUUUUAUAGUGUGGAAAUUAUACAUCUUAUGUAAAGAAUAAUUUCAGAGUUAUGGUACGGGAAGUUGCAUCCUGUGUACGGGGAGAUUCUCUCCACGUUGAAUUUGAUUGCUUAAUUUGAUCAUUGUGAUUUGUGA